UCAAAGAAAUAAGUUACAUUCCAUCUGGCUUUGCGUAAAGUUGGCAUACUUCAUGUACAGCGCCCCGCAAAGAAUCCCUUUGCAUUUUCCACCAGUUUCGCAUGAACCAAAUCUUAAGAUCUUUUGCAGUAGUCGAACCUUCAACUUGUUUACCUGGUUUUCUCGAAUUUCCCAAUCAGCUAGUCUCCGCGUUCUCCUGCACUGUUCUCCGUCAUCCAGCGGUACUGCCGCGCUGAGAUCGAUUGAACCAUCUCCACCUUAGGACUACCUUAUUGGACAGAUCAAGGAUAGCCCUGAGGAUUGGCAUUAAGAUAGGAUCCUACCAUAAAAUCCAACCUCAUAUGACAAAUUGACUUGACUUUCAAUAUGACGGCCGGCUCGGAGGGAAAGAUUGGCAUCUUUGUGGGUAUAUUGGUGAUCGGAUUCUGCGCCUGGUGGAGCCUGGAUGACGAGAAUGAUCACGUUGUGCGGGUCCUGCGGAGACCUCCGGAUAACGAGUAUGAUUAUAUCAUAGUUGGCGCUGGUACAGCAGGAUGCGUGCUAGCCAACAGGCUGAGCGAGGACCCCGAGACUAGCGUCCUCUUGAUAGAGGCUGGUGGUGAUGGGACACAUCCUAGCCUGGAGGUCCCAGGUGAUGCUCGCAGUAUGCUGCACACGACUCAUGAUUGGAAGUACCGAACCGUGAGGCAACCGAGAGCGUGUCAAGGCAUGACCAACCAGUCGUGUCAGUGGCCCACAGGGAAGACCCUGGGUGGCACAAGCGCCAUUAACGGGAUGGUGCACGCUCGGGGAAGUCGUCAUGACUUCGAUGGCUGGGAGAAUAUGGGAGCAAGAGGCUGGAACUACGAGGAGGUGCUACCGUACUUCAUCAAGUCAGAGAACAUGCAAGAUCCGGAGUUAUCGAAAUCCCCCUACCACGGAACCUCCGGACCAAUGAAGAUAACCGUCACCAAGGUGUCACCAAUUGGAGAUUACUUCUACGAAGCUGGCCUCGAACUCAACAUGUCCUCCGGGGAGGACUACAAUGGCGCAGAACUCGAAGGUAUUCAUUACGCCCAAACCAAUAUAUUUGAGGGCAAAAGAGCGAGCACCUCUAGGAUGUACCUCUAUCCUGUCAUGACAAGGGAUAACUUACACGUGGUGGUACACGGGCAUGUCACGAAGAUCCUUUUUAAAGGCACUGCUGCCAUCGGUGUAGAAUACAUGCUGAAGAAUGGCACGAAGAUAUCAGUGAUGGCGGGUAAAGAAGUCAUCGUUUCAGCUGGGGCCAUCGGGAGUCCACAUCUACUCUUGUUAUCUGGUGUUGGACCCAAGGAGCAAUUGUCAAGGUUAGGCAUUCCAGUUGUCGCAGACCUCCCCGUUGGCCAGAACCUCCAGGACCAUGUGUGUACAUGGGGGCCCGAGGUCCUUAUAUCUCAACCUCUAUCCAUCCUUGAGGAGGACAUAGAUACAUUCGGAGUCAAGUUUGAAUAUCAGAUGUAUAAGACAGGAAUGAGGGCCAAAGGUUAUGGCUUGGACAACCUGAUCUGGCUCAGAACCAAGUAUCAACAGGAACUCUGGCCGGACAUCCAAAUCCAUAUCAUCCCUGAACUGGCGGGAACCGAUAAGAAAGGUGUCACCAUGAAGAAGUUCUUUGGUUUUGAUGCUGAGCUAUGGGAACAAUAUUACAACCACCGUCGAGGCAAGCAUGGCUUCACCCCCAUGAUCAGCCUGACACGGCCAAAGUCCAAGGGCUACCUCCGGCUUAAAACCAAGGAUCCAAAGGACCAUCCAAUCAUUGAUCCGAAUUAUUAUGCAGAUGACGACGACGUCAAGAGAAUUAUUGAAGGCAUCAAAUUCCUUGAGAAAGUGAUCAGCACAGAAUGGAUGCAGAAGAUAGGCUCGAGGAUGCGGGAUGAUGAGACUAAGUUCCCCGAUUGUUACGAGUUUGACGCUGGUACUGAGCCUUACUGGAGGUGUGUGAUUGCCAGGAUCUCUGCUAGUCUAUUCCACUACACCAGUACCUGUAAGAUGGGAGCGCCAAAUGAUCCGACCGCAGUUGUUGACCCAACACUGAGAGUUCGAAGCCUUCGCAACCUUCGAGUGGUUGAUGCGUCUGUCAUGCCGUUCGUCAUUUCUUCUGGAACCAAUGCAGCCACGGUUAUGAUCGCAGAGAAAGCUGCUGAUAUGAUGAAGGGAAUCAGCACGGUCAAGAAGGUUGAUCUACCCAAGACCUCGUAGUCGACAAACAGCGAUUAUGUGCUGCUGAUAUGAUAAAGGGAGUCAGCACAGUCAAGAAGGUUGAUCUACCCAAGACCUCGUAGUCGACAAACAGCGAUUAUGUGCUGCUGAUAUGAUAAAGGGAAUCAGCACAGUCAAGAAGGUUGAUCUAUCCAAAGACCUCGCAGUCAACAAAUAGCGAUGAUGUUCUUGAAUACUCUAUUAUACACAAUCAACGGAAAGGUUUACCGAAAUAGUGGCCCUCCCAUCUCGAUUCGUGUUGGUCUUAAUUGCCCCCUGAACUAAUCUGAUAAAACUUGCGGGCUUUCGGUUUACCACUUUACUGUCAAGGUAAACACUUUUGUCGAUUUUGAUCGGGCGAUGCUGUUGUUAAGCUUUUGUCAAGGCUCUUGAGCACAGCGUCUCAUCGGAACAAUGUUAUAUCAGCGUAAUACAGAGAAAUUGAUUUUGAGGAUUGUGACUCAUCAAAUGACCAUCAUUAUUCCAGCUACAGGCCCGCACUUUCCCAGGAUGCAGAGGAAUUUGGGUGUACGCUAUACCACCACGUAGAUGCAACAUAGUCAAUUAAUCCUAAGAUAUGCAUGCAUGUUGACCAGACACUUUGUGCAUCCAACCAAGGGAUCUAUACCUACAUCACGUAUUUAUCAUUAUAGUUAAAAAUCAGCGAAAUAAUUCAUACCCAUCACCCUGCAGUGCCACUGAUGACACUUAUUGCCACCAGUGGGCCACUGUUGGCUCACUGGUGGCAAUGCUAAUCAAGGGGUCGGACCGAAUCAUCGGCCCAUCCGGUGAAUUCCAGCGGUGGUCCACCGAUUGUUGCUACCUGGGUUAUGUCCCAGCUACUUGCAGUCUUGCCAAAGUGCCAUAUAAUUUGUUCAGCAGUUCAUCUUUGUGAUAUUUAUUUAUAAGCAUUGUAUUAAGUAGCUUUCGUAUUUAGUAUAACGGUAUUUCUCAAGCUUCUUUCUAUAUCUUUUUAUAUCCAUUCAGGAUGUGGUGUUGUCAUUUUGUUGCAUAUUUUGGCGAGGAUGAACUAGAUUCUCCCUAUUUGAUAUCUCUGUGCCAACGCUUUAUGGAAGCCGGAUGUAAUGGUGUCAGAGCCGCCUUGAUUCGGGAUCUCUUUUUGCCUUUUAAUAAAUCUGUUUCUUUAUUUGCAAAGCA
Messenger RNA from Lineus longissimus, 3378 nucleotides. RefSeq names its product alcohol dehydrogenase [acceptor]-like. The record is from RefSeq and is a predicted model, not a curated record. NCBI's taxonomy places the organism in Eukaryota, Metazoa, Nemertea, Pilidiophora, Heteronemertea, Lineidae. Gene Ontology annotation, molecular function: oxidoreductase activity, acting on CH-OH group of donors; flavin adenine dinucleotide binding. The transcript has 12 exons. The coding region runs from base 367 to 2220 and encodes 617 amino acids.